AGCCUCAAGUUUGUUCACUCUCAAUCCAGGAUCGAGUCAAACACUGCCUAGCUGAGCCCGUGCACGGUUCAAGUCUUUCAUAUGUUUUCCAGUCUUAACUCACACCAAGCCCUCCUACCUCGUUCAUUUGACGCCUUAUCAACAUAUCAGCCCCCGCGAGACCAAUCGGCUCCUCAAGUUACCAUGAAGAAUCCAGACAGGUGUGACGUCUGCUCAUGUGUGUAUGUCCAUGUGGAUAAAGGUCCACCUUGCAGCAUCUGCGCCAAUGGCUCUCACAUUGCUCACCUCCACCUCCCGACGGAUAAGCCUGACAAGUACACGAGAUGGGAAUGUCUUGUUGCCAACUGCACGGUAAAAGACGAGCUCAAGUUCUUCGAGAAGCACAUGGAGAAAGAUCACUUCUACUGUCGAAAGUGCCACGCUGCCUUCAAAGAUUGGGAGACGCUUGUAAAGCAUCGAAUCAGUUCUCCCCUGCACUACGCGUGUAACUUCUGUGGUAUCGAGUUCAAGAGCAUUCAUGGCAUCAAGAGGCAUGUCCAAUUGGACCAUCCUCCGAAGCAAAACCUCAAGUGUAUCGGUUGUGGUGACAUGUUUGACCGAGCUGCCUCCAUGGUCAAUCACCUUGAGCAAGGCCACUGCGCGGUUAUAACCCCGCAAGAAUUCGCUGGUCACAUGCAGCAAAAGAUGAUUAUUGAUUCAGUCUUGAGAGACAAACCUAGUGUUCUUCCAGGGCCUAACCACAUUCUAGCAGCUGUAGACUUGGACGAAGGAGGAGGUGUCUGCCUUCUACAGGGACACAAUAUUCUCGAAGCAGAUGAAGCUUCUGGACAUCCCAAAAUUGCCUCGUUGCAACCAGAGAAGAAACCAACCUGCAAUAGUACCCGAUCGCAGUAUCCCUCUCUUCAAUCUUCGACUGGGACUUCUGGUCUAGACAGCUUUUCAGGCAUGUCAAUUUCGAGCAGCGCUGCCCUCUCAAGUAAAGCUGCUUCUUCCACAGUUUCUACCAUCGAUGACGACGAUGGUUCUCAGAAGCCCUGGGGUAGCCAGACCGGUGCAUCCAAAACGCUCUUUCCGGAAUCAAGACCUACGCCAGUCGACCAUGACUGGCUUGAAGGUAAACGACAGGCGGAUAUAGGCUACGCUCGCCAGAAUGGAUCCAAUCUUUUCAAGGACCGUUAUUGGGAUCCGUCAAGCGAGCGGUUCAAAGCUGAAGCAUUCUUUAAUGCUGUGAUGGAGUUUUAUGAGUGCCCAUUUAACCCAUGCAACCAUAAGUCUUACUUGCCUAGCGAUCUGGUCCAUCACAUCCAGACAUCUCAUCGAGCGAUUGAAUACCGAUGUCCUUGUUGCUUCAAAUGGUUCAAGACUGCUGCGGCUCUUAUGGGCCACGCCGAAGCCGCCGGAACUAGAUGCAGAAUCUCGAAGACUGAGAACUAUCGUGAAGCAGUUAACCAAUUCUCCGCAGGUUUUAUCCAAGCCAACGAGGGAAAGCACCCGGACAUACCUGUUCAAAAGGUCGUGGGAUAUUCGCUAGACAAGGACGAUGAGCUCGUGCCCACGUCGACCGAGAGCAUCAGACACAACGUCUGGACCUACGAAAGCAGCAAACCUUCCGACUGGGAGUCUGGUCAAGAGCAAAGGAAGGUGGAAUACGAGAGAAGCCAGCUCACGGAUCCAUUCGGCUAUAAUCAGCGCUACGCUCACAUCAACACCGCCACUCAUUUUGAAGGUGGCCGGCCUAGUCUGCCUUCAAUGAUGCAUCACGGUAGUCUGUUUCCUGAGCGGGAUAUUAUGGGUGGAUCUUCGAGCAAGUAUUCCGACGGACUUCGUACACAGCAAGAAGCUCUUCAGGGGUACACGUUACUCGACCCCCAGAAGUUGAAGCAGCAAAAGAAGCGUAAUGCUUGGUCGAAAUUUGCCGCCGGCAUUGAGAGUGUGGACAAGUACAACGAGCUCAUCAGUGGUUCUGAUGGAGGUAGUAUCAAGGUCGAUGGCUUCGACAGCGAGGAUGAGGGCGAAGCGACGGAGACCGAGUAG
Molecule: messenger RNA, 2034 nt
Organism: Pseudovirgaria hyperparasitica
Lineage: Eukaryota; Fungi; Ascomycota; Dothideomycetes; Acrospermales; Acrospermaceae
Exons: 2
Coding region: 82-2034 (650 amino acids)
Source: RefSeq, a predicted model, not a curated record